CUCUCUCUCUCUCUCACACACACACACAGCUGGACAAGCCACAGGGUGGUAGCUGUUGAACUGCUCUAUUUGUAGAAACCCAGAGGACAAGCAUUACCUGAAGUUGCUCGCAAACCGUUGACUUUUCACACUUCAGCCCGAGAGCAACCAGAAUGAGCAAAGGAGUCUCGUCCAUGCCGACGCUGAUAUGGGCAUUGGUGGUGAUGUCUCUGCAUCCAGAAGCGAGAAUGCUCAAAGAAUGUGUGAGUCCUGACAGUCAGAAAUGCCCCAACCUCUGCGCCUGUAGCUUUGAUGACUGCAUCGAUGACCUGAGCGUCUAUUGUAGCGCACGGAACCUCACCGCCUUGCCGGAAGACGUGCCCCGAAGCACAAGGAUGCUGUGGCUGGAUGGGAACAACUUCACAACCUUGCAAGCGCUUGCUUUCAGGAACCUCUCCAUCCUGGAAUUCCUUAACCUUCAGGGCAGUCAAUUAUCGGGGAUUGAACAACAUGCCUUCCAUGGUUUGGAAGGGCUGUACUCUUUGCUCCUGGAACGUAAUCGGCUGAAGUCACUGGCACCCAAUAUCUUCCUCCACCUUCAGAACCUGGCCUCCUUACGUCUCAACAACAACCAGUUCAACAAGAUCGAAGAAGGGGUGUUUGCUGGGCUUUCCAACCUCUGGUACUUGAACCUGGGGUGGAAUUCCCUGGUGGUCUUGCCAGACAAAGUCUUCCAUGACCUGCCCAAUUUAAGGGAGAUGGUUCUGGCUGGGAACAAGCUGACCUAUCUCCAACACCAGUUGUUCUACAGCCUCAGCGAGUUGCGAGAACUGGACCUGAGCUGGAAUUCCCUCAAGGGCAUCAAAGGGAACAUCUUCACGAAGCUUCAGAAGCUGCUGAAGCUUUACCUGAACCACAACCAAAUCAAUGCCAUUGCUCCGCGGGCUUUUGUGGGCAUGAAAUCUCUGAGAUGGUUGGAUCUCUCCCACAACCGUCUUGCCAUGCUUUUCGAAGACACCUUCGUGGGUCUUUCGAGCCUUCACGUCUUGCGCCUCUCCAGCAACGCCAUCACCGGUUUGAGCCCUAGGACUUUCAAAGACCUGCAGUUCCUGGAAGAAUUGCAGCUAGGCAGCAAUAAGAUUCGCAUCUUGCUCGAAAAGAGCUUCGAUAAAUUGGGCCAGCUGGAAGUCCUUACUCUAAACGACAACCAGAUCCAGGAGAUCAGGCCAGGGGCUUUCCUUGGACUUUCCAAUGUGGCAGUGAUGAACCUAUCUGGGAAUUGUCUUGCCACUUUUCCCGAUUUCACUUUCAGGGGUCUUAGCCAACUCCACAGCCUCCACCUGGAAAACUGUUGCCUCUCCAGGAUCAGACCGCACAUGUUUUCGGAUCUCUCCAGCCUGCGAAGACUCUUCCUGCAAUCCAACGCCAUCUCGGUCAUCGAAGAUCACAGCUUGAACGAUUUGCAUGAGCUCAUUGAUCUAGAUCUCAAGCACAACCGCCUGAGGAGCCUUUCCCCAAAUCAGUUUGCCGGCCUCCGGAACCUGGAGUAUCUCCUUCUUUCCUCCAAUCGGCUGGUGGAGGUCUCUCCUGAAGCCUUCGCCCCGUUGUUGCGUCUCUCCUGGCUUGAUCUCUCCAACAACUUCUUGGAGACGUUGGACAGUGGUGUCUUUGCACCCUUCUCGAAGCUGACCUACCUGAACAUCAGGAACAACUCUCUGAGAACCUUCUCGAUGGAUUGGCUCGGCCCCUCACCUAUCCUGGUUCAGCUGUGGCUAGAAGGGAACAAAUGGGCGUGCAAUUGCUCGCUCAAGGGCCUCCGAGACUUUGCUCUGCAGCAGCCCGGUGUGGUUCUGAGGUACACGCAGUCCAUCACGGAAGGAGAAGCACCCGAAUACACCUACAACAAUAUCACUUGCCUUAGCCCAGCGGAAGUAGUAGGACUUGAUCUACGGGAUAUGCAAGAAGACCAUUUUGUUGACUGUUAGGGGUUUGAUCUUCUUGCUUUCCAAGUGUUCUGAUCUAGGUUUCCUGAGAAAGCAUAAAUCACAAUCUUAAUCCCCCAAACCCUCUUUUAUUUAAACGGCUGUGAAUUAUGGUGAUUCACAGCCCCUAAUGAGUCACAAACAGUCUAUGAAGAGUCCGACAGAGGUCUGCUCGAGUUGCCACAGUCUUUCAGGGGAAUGUUGAUAAGCACCCACCUUUAUCUCCCUUGAAACGCUGCCAGAGACCUAAUUGCUAAUUAGUUUUGCAAGGCCGAACGCAGCACAGUCUCAAACAGGACUUUUCAGAGCUUGAACCGACUGGAUGAACUAAUUGCUUCCUGCAAAGGCUCACGUCUGUUUGCUCCUCUUUUGCGUCUUAUGGGAGGGGCCAAUCAUCUCCAAGCCUUACUCCCGAGUCAUCCUUUUUGUCUUAACUAUGCGCACACUGGGCACAGGCUCCCACUGUCCUUCUGCCUCGCUGAUGUCAGACUCCGGAGGCAGCACGUAACUACCAGAUGGCCCUGGCCCCCUCUCUGCCUCCGAC
Molecule: messenger RNA, 2505 nt
Organism: Thamnophis elegans (Western terrestrial garter snake)
Lineage: Eukaryota; Metazoa; Chordata; Lepidosauria; Squamata; Natricidae
Gene: IGFALS
Product: insulin like growth factor binding protein acid labile subunit
Exons: 2
Coding region: 153-1964 (603 amino acids)
Cellular component (GO): extracellular matrix; plasma membrane
Molecular function (GO): protein binding
Source: RefSeq, a predicted model, not a curated record